Molecule: messenger RNA, 843 nt
Organism: Cinclus cinclus
Lineage: Eukaryota; Metazoa; Chordata; Aves; Passeriformes; Cinclidae
Gene: RSPO3
Product: R-spondin 3
Exons: 5
Coding region: 16-843 (275 amino acids)
Source: RefSeq, a predicted model, not a curated record
UCUCAAAGGGUUACUAUGCAAUUGCGACUGAUUUCUUGGUUUUUUAUCACUUUGAACUUUAUGGAAUACAUUGGCAGCCAGCACGCCUCCAGGGUACGGCGACAGGGAAGAAUGCAUCCUAAUGUGAGCCAGGGUUGCCAAGGAGGGUGUGCUACAUGCUCUGACUACAACGGAUGCCUGUCAUGUAAGCCCAGGCUCUUUUUUGUUCUGGAGAGGAUUGGCAUGAAACAGAUUGGAGUAUGUCUUUCCUCGUGUCCAAGCGGAUACUAUGGGACACGGUAUCCUGACAUUAAUAAGUGUGCAAAAUGUAAAGCUGACUGUGAUACCUGCUUCACCAGAAACUUCUGCACAAAGUGUAAAAGUGGGUUUUACUUAUACAGUGGAAAGUGCCUUGAAAAGUGCCCUGAUGGGCUGGAAGCCAACAACCACACGAUGGAGUGCACUAGCAUUGUGCACUGUGAAACUAGUGAGUGGAGUCCAUGGAGCCCUUGCAUGAAGAAAGGAAAAACUUGUGGUUUCAAAAGAGGAAAUGAAGUAAGGGUCAGAGAGAUCGUACAGCAUCCAUCAGCAAGGGGAAAUCCUUGCCCAGCUACAACUGAGAGCAGAAAAUGUACUGUACAAAGAAAGAGAUGUCAGAAGGAAGGAAAAGGGAAAAAAAAUAGAGAGGAGAAAAGAAAAAAAUCCAACAAAGAUGAAAGCAAGGAGACAAGACAGGAAAGCAAAGGGCGAGCAGCCCGAAGACAAAACCGAGAACAGAGGGAAAACAACAACAAAACGCAGCCGAAGAAAAGGAAAGCCCCAAACAAAGAACAGGACCUGGCACCUGUUGACACUGCACAUUAA